This is a messenger RNA of Laccaria bicolor S238N-H82, 2541 nucleotides long. RefSeq lists its product as uncharacterized. The transcript has 2 exons. Bases 1 to 2541 code for a protein of 846 amino acids. The record is from RefSeq and is a predicted model, not a curated record. Lineage: Eukaryota; Fungi; Basidiomycota; Agaricomycetes; Agaricales; Hydnangiaceae.
AUGCUGAGGUCUCCGCCGGACGCUCACGACGAUCAUUUGCGCCUUCUUUUGGACCAACGAACAACACGCGCUGAAGUCCACGGUCGGUUUUCCGCCCUUUCCCAAUUUUCAGACACUCCCUCCGUGUACAGUCGUGCUGUUUUCUCCCCAGAGGGCAAUUAUUCAUACCGGUCUUCCUCGCCCUACGCCGCCGAGGUAUUUCCCAAUCACGACGAACCCGCCGUCAGUAUGCUCGACUUGGACGAUGACCCUCGUUCUUCCUUUGCCUCCUCCGACAAUCACGACCAUAACUAUUCACACUCAUUUGAUAACGAAGACGAUAAUGAACCCCUUCCUCGCAUGAGCUAUCUUGGGCCCAAAAUGCGUUUUCAUUCGCGAGCACCUUGGGAAUUGGAUGAAGCAACUUUGGAGGAAGAGGAGGAGGUUGAAGAAAGUCCGCGCCAUUUUGCAAGCGGGUUUCCUUUUUCUCGCGGGAAUGGAUCAAGAAGCGCGACGUCUGACUCACCUAGCCCGCGGCCCAGUAAUGCAAGCAGACCUAGCGAAGAAUCGAGCCGUUCCCAAGCUUCACACAAACCCUCUAUCGAAACAACUAGCUCACAGAUAUCAUACCCACGAGGUGCUCUUUAUGCUCUUGCUCAAGAGAGUUUGUCCACCUCUUCACUUGGCCGCCCUUCAAAUUCUGGACAAAAAGAGGGUUUUCGAGGCAAGUUCUCUAUCGGACGCGUCGGUUCCCGCUCUCCUGCAGCGCGUGCUAUUCCUUCUCCCAGUCUUUCCCCUACUUGCACUCCCGUUCACCCUAGCUUCCCGCCUCAAACAUUCCUUCAAAAUGGGCAUCACGACGAAACGUGCUUACCCGCGGAAUCUGACUCUUACAGAACCUGUUACCCAGCGCGACCUUCGUCCUCGUCAUCUUCCGAGGAUGAUCGUCACCCCUAUGCCAACCCGGAUUUGGUAAUAUCAUACGCAGUGGAGCCACUGCCAAAAUCCCCACUUCGGUCUGCCAUGCAAUUCCCGCCGCGUAAUGACUCUAAUCUGACAGUCACCGACUCUUUCACCACUUUGACAUUGUCAAAUUCUGGGACGCGCUCUACGCUGUCAAGCGAUAGCUUAUCAACGUCUUCAUUUUCGAGAGACCGCCUCUCGUCGCUACAGGGCCGAGACAUCUCCUCCCCAGUCUCCGCGCACAGCACUUCGAAGGACGAGCAAGUCCUGCCGGUUCCUCCACCAGGCGUUGUCAAUCUUCCUGGCUGGACUGAUCGUGCCACCGCGCCAGCCUUCUCACUUAUUUCUCUAGAAGAAGCAAGGGCUCAGCGUAUGCAUGGCUCCUCAAACCAUGAUGCAGCCUCCCGAUCAUCAAACGGCAGCGCUCUUUCAUCAAUGACCCCAUUUUCGAACGGUGAGCAUGAAACUACGAAUAUAGCAGACCUUCCUUCGUCCGGUGGUACCGCCUCAAGGACGCGUGGGCGAACUAUAAGUGCUGGCGCAAAAGCCAAGAAUGCUCUACAUACAAUUGUAGGACAGAAGCCAGACAGACGAGGGUCGGAACCAGCAGUCUUCGGGAACCAGCCUCCCCUUGGCGCUCAGCCGAACAAAACGCUCAAGCAUAAGAAGAGUGGCUUCAUGCGAUUGUUCAACAGCGGUAAAACGAACGAGAAAGAGGAAACAGAGGCUCCCCCUGUCCCCUCUUUAUCCGAUGCUUAUGCGGCGCACAACCAACAACAUUCGCGCGGUGCUCAGAAGGCGACGUUACAUCGCAUUCCCGUGCCAAGGAUAUCACCUUCAAUGUUUGAAGCUUCGCCUGUUCAUGACACUAUCUCGUCAUCGGGCAAUAGUUUAACCUCCGUGAGUGCUUCGCUUAAUCCCAGACGUACGCCCCCGUCUCUGCACAUCAACACACUCUCGCGGGGUCCCGUUCCUCAAGGGGCAGCAUCGGCUAGAGGCGGCGAUGAGUUCCAUCCGACGCGAACUUUGCCCGCCUCCUCCUCUGAGACUCCUUGGCAGAUUGAGAGCCAACCUCAAAGCGCGCCCGCCAACGUAUCCCAAUUCCCAUCACUCAAAUUGCGGCCUGUAUCUACGCUAUUCAGUACCCAUUUUGCGGACCAUAUCGUCAGUGACCCUCAGCCAAUUUACGAGACAGACCUGGAUACGCCAAGAUCAUCCAGUCCAACUGGACUUGUGUCUCCAGUGACGCCAGCGUCGUAUUCUCGCCCAAGCAAUGAACAACCCUCCAAGACCUACAUCUCUGGUGACUCUUCAUCGCUUGUUCAGGCUCUUCAGGAACAGAUCAUAUCCGCAAAGAAGGCAUGGCAACAGCAUAUUUGGGAGCUGGAAGGGCAGGUGCGGGAUCUCAAAGCUGAAGUGGACGAGCUCAAGGCAUCUGGCAAGGACAAUACCUUCUGCAGUACAUGUGGAAGGGGUGAAAAGCGUUCACCCGAUGGGCCCAAACACGAUAUUUUGUCAGCACCUGGUGCGGGAAGCGUCGUUAACAGACCCAGAGCGAGAACAGGAACAUCAUCGCGUUUCGGAAAUGCGAUGCCGUGA